Parasteatoda tepidariorum (common house spider) is the source of this 1862-nucleotide messenger RNA. The record is from RefSeq and is a predicted model, not a curated record. NCBI's taxonomy places the organism in Eukaryota, Metazoa, Arthropoda, Arachnida, Araneae, Theridiidae.
GUAUGCCCUUGUGCAAGAAUCGCCCCAGUGUUUACAUUAAGUGUUACCAAUCUAAAGUGUGCCCUUGUGCAAGAAUCGUCCCAGUGUUUACAUACAAAGUGUGCCCUUGUGCAAGAAUUGCCCCUGUAUUCACAUUUAUAAUCUGUGCUCUAAAAAUAGAACCAUCUUCUUUUGUUUAUUGAAAGAUGACGUUCUUUGGAAAAGCUCGUAAGGAGGAUUUAAUUCUCCUUGCUAGUGAGUUGGGUGAAGAUGUCACCCCUGAUUUAAAAAUCAUUGAUUUGAAGAAAGUUAUUACCUCUAGUGAUAACUAUGAAGAGGAGUUUGUAAAAGAAAUGCUCAACACGAUCAUUUCCCAAAGACAGGAUGCUGCUGAGGAGAAAAAGAGAGCUGCUGGGUUAGAAAAGGCCAGCAUCGAGAGCAACGAAAGAAUCAAGACAGAGCAAAUGAAAUUGGAACUGGAAAAGAUUAGACUCGAGAUAGAGGCAAGACAGUGUGGACCCUCCACCAAUACUGAUGGUUUCCGAAGAAAACCUGUGAUUGAUUUGUUGUCCUUAAUGCCCCGAUUUGAUCCAAAUAAUAAUGACAUAAACCUGUAUUUAGUACUAUUUGAGCGCCAAGCUCAACUCAGUGAAGUUCCUAAGGAAUUUUGGGCAUCCAAUCUUAUUGGACUGCUGCCCUAUGAUGUUGCGCAGCUAAUUGCAAGAGAGAGUGACGAUGUUGCUAGCGAUUAUGACAGAGUAAAACUACUACUUCUAAAAAGGUUUAAAUUGACGGCGGAAAAGUUCCGUCAGCUGUUUGUGAAACAUAAUAGGACUAACUCAUCGUCUUGGCAAGAUUUUGCCUAUGAACUUAGGAACUUUUUCCAAGGUUGGGUUAGUGGUUUGGAAAUAACCACUUUUAAGCAGUUAGGAGAAUUGAUCAUAUCUGACCAAAUUAAACGCAAAGUGCCGGCAGAUGUAAAAGAUCAUUUUAUUGAUGAGUGGUGCCAGUUGAACACUGUGGAAGGGCUUGUCAAACGGCUUGAUGACUAUGAAGCUGUAAGAGUGAAGAGGGAACCAGCCGCUUCAAGCUCCACUGCCCGAGUUGAAAAUAAAAGAUAUUCGAAACAAAGUAGAAGGGGAUACCCUGAUACAAGACCGAAUUUUCAAGAACGUUCUAGGCCGGAAAAUUUUGAACUUCAACCAAAGUUAACAUGCUAUGGCUGUGGAAGGCAAGGAUACGGCAAGGCAAAGUGCCCUACCUUCUCUCCAAAUGUUUGUGCAAGUGCUAUCAAUCUGCACGCUUGUCAUAUUUCUUCCUCUCCCAUAGCACUGCUUGAUGUUGAGAUUUCUGACAUCAAGGCCAGAGUUUGUGCUGAUACAGGAGCAACCUGCUCCAUUGCUGGAGAGACAUUGUUUAAGAUGCUGAAAGAAAAAGGAGCCCAAUUCCAAACUAAAGAGGUAGUCAUGACUUUAGCUAAUGGAAGUCAGACUGCAGUUGAAGCAUGCGCCACCCAGGUGCUGGUUAACAUCGAAGGUAGAAAAUUCAAUCAUGAACUGUUAGCCCUGCCCGAGGCUACUGGAAAUAGAACUCUACUGGGGAAUGAUUUUCUAGAAAAGACUGGUAUCGUCCUAGAUAUCCAACGUAAAAGAUGGCACUUUGGUGAUGAACCUCAUCAUAAAAUCUAUUUCCGGAAGGAUAUCCAUAAACCUAGUUUAUCCAUGAGCAACAUUGUGGCAAAUGAAUGUAGACUACGAGAAAAUGAAGGAGAGCCUCUGACCCCAGAGCAAAGACAAAGGAUUUCCAUACUUCUCAGUGAAUUUGAAGAUACCCUUAAACCAGGGGGAGACCCUACUCCCUUAUCCUCGAAUACAUCGAUUUAG